This is a messenger RNA of Telopea speciosissima, 1502 nucleotides long. Its product is annotated as FAM10 family protein At4g22670-like. Lineage: Eukaryota; Viridiplantae; Streptophyta; Magnoliopsida; Proteales; Proteaceae. Gene Ontology annotation, molecular function: Hsp70 protein binding; protein dimerization activity. The record is from RefSeq and is a predicted model, not a curated record. The coding region runs from base 105 to 1310 and encodes 401 amino acids. The transcript has 11 exons.
AGAACGUUACAGAGUGAAGCCUUAAUACCAACAUUCAACAAGCAUUAGCAAUCGGUGCACAUUCUCGAAAUCUUCGCUUUUCUUAAGCUGAAAUCUGCAACUCCAUGGAUGAUGAGAAGGUGACCCAGCUUAAGCUCUUCGUUGAGCAAUGCAAAUCCAAUCCUUCCAUUCUCAAUGAUCCUUCUCUUUCCUUUUUCAGAGACUACCUUGAGAGUCUCGGCUGUAAGCUUUUCCCCUCAUCAUCUUACGAGCCUGGCGAGUCACCUCGAACUCGAAACUCGAAACCCCGAUCAAUGGAAGAUAGUGAUGAUGAUGAUGAUGAGGACAUGGCAGACCUCAAAGAAGAGGACUCUUCGCAGGGAGCUUCUAAACCCUCUGAUGAUGGAUAUGAGAGUGAUAUAAUCGAGUCUGACCUCGAACUCGAAGGGGAUAUUGUAGAACCUGACGAUGGUCCUCCACAGAAGAUGGGUGACCCUUCUGCUGAGGUUACAGAUGAAAACCGUGAUGCUUCUCAAGCAGCAAAGGCACUAGCAAUGGAAGCAAUUUCUGAGGGUAAACUCGAGGAAGCUAUUGGACAUCUCACUGAGGCGAUUUUGUUAAACCCAACGUCUGCCAUAAUGUAUGGGACCAGAGCAACUGUCUUUAUCAAAAUGAAAAAACCUAAUGCUGCCAUUCGGGAUGCCAAUGCUGCUUUGGAGAUAAAUCCAGAUUCGGCAAAAGGUUAUAAGACUCGUGGCAUUGCCAGAGCGAUGCUUGGUCAGUGGGAAGAGGCUGUCAAGGAUCUUCACUUAGCAUCAAAGUUGGAUUUCGAUGAGGAGAUCAGUGCAGUACUCAAAAAGGUUGAACCCAAUGUACACAAGAUUGAAGAGCAUCAUAGAAAAUAUGAGCGUUUGCGGAAAGAGAAGGAAGAGAAGAGGAUCGAGCGUGAGAGGCAACGUCGUAAGGCUGAAGCACAGGCUGCAUACGAGAAGGCCAAAAGGGAAGAGCAGUCUUCUUCAAGUCGUAAACCUGGAGGCAUGCCUGGUGGCUUCCCUGGAGGGAUGCCGGGGGGCUUUCCAGGGGGGAUGCCCGGAGGUUUUCCAAGGGGGAUGCCGGGAGGUUUUCCAGGGGGGAUGCCUGGUGGAAUGCCUGGAAACAUUGAUAUGAGCAAAAUUCUAAAUGAUCCUGAAUUAAUGGUGGCCUUCAAAGAUCCAGAAGUUAUGGCUGCUCUUCAAGAUGUGAUGAAGAACCCUGUUAAUUUUGCAAAGCAUCAGUCAAACCCUAAGGUGGCUCCUGUCAUUGCAAAGAUGAUGGGCAAAUUCGGUGUUUGACCCAAAUAUAAACAUUAGUGUAAGAAUGAAGUUUCCAUCCAUAGUUACAUGAAGCUGUCAUUUUACAUGGUUUUGGUACAUUAGGAAAAAGAUGGCGAGGCUCCUGUUAUGACUUUGCAUUUGGAUUUCUCAUUUGUUUCAUCUUGUUUAUAUCGAGUAGACCUUCAUAGUUGAAUCAGGUUACUAUUUUUA